This is a messenger RNA of Helianthus annuus (common sunflower), 1423 nucleotides long. Its product is annotated as BAG family molecular chaperone regulator 1. Gene Ontology annotation, cellular component: cytoplasm. The record is from RefSeq and is a predicted model, not a curated record. The transcript is spliced from 4 exons. Lineage: Eukaryota; Viridiplantae; Streptophyta; Magnoliopsida; Asterales; Asteraceae. Gene Ontology annotation, molecular function: adenyl-nucleotide exchange factor activity; protein-folding chaperone binding. Gene Ontology annotation, biological process: protein stabilization. Bases 335 to 1117 code for a protein of 260 amino acids.
UCUUUUUCCAUCAAGGUAUCCAAAUAUACACACACACACUAAGUGUGUAAAUUUGUGUGCUUUUCCUUUGAAACACAACCCAAAUCAAACCAAACAAAACACUUGAUUUUGGUUGCUUUGUUCAUAGGUUUUAGGUAUACAAAACAAGAGUGUUUCUUUUUUAAAAUGUGUCAGAAUCUUGAUUCUUUCUUCAUUCAUGGUUUUCCUCCACAUUAAGUUUCCAAAAACUUCAUGAACACUUUUCAAAAACCCUUCUUUCGUACAUUUUCCAACUGUGGAUGCUCUGACUAUUUCAUAUAUUAGUGUUGCAACUUGACCUGAAUCUUCAAGAAGGAUGCUAGGUGUUAAAUCAAGAAAUCUUGGAACAGUUCCGGUGACGACGACACGUGGAGCGGCCACCACGGGUAGUGGUGGUAGGGAGGUGGGUAUGGCUGCUUGGGAUCUCAGGCCAUGUGGAAUGCUGGUGCAGAAGAGGAAUUCAGAUGUUCAUCAAAAUAAAACCAUAGUUCCCACCAUUAGAGUCAAAGUCAAAUAUGGUUCAUCCUAUCAUGAAGUCCACAUUAAAUCACAAGCAACAUUUGGUGAGUUGAAGAAAAUGUUAGCUGGGCCAACGGGAUUGAACCCUUUGGAUCAAAAACUAGUAUACAAAGACAAAGAAAGAGACUCAAAAACAUAUUUGGAUGCAGCUGGAGUCACAGAUGGGUCAAGAAUGUUAUUGUUUAUCGAUAUACUGACUCAAGAAAAAAGGGUUCUCGAGAAUGUUAAAACUGCGAAAAUUGACAAAGCUAGCACACAGUUACUCGAGAUCAGUUCAGAAAUCGAUAAGCUUGUUAAACAGGUUGGUAAUUUGGAAAUAGAGAUUUAUGGUGGAAAGAAAGUGGUGGAAAAAGCCUUGUUGAAUUUGAUCGAGUUGUUGAUGUCCCAAUUGAUCAAACUGGAUGGAAUUGUGGCAGAUGGUGAUGUGAAGUUGCAGAGGAGAAUGCAGGUAAAAAGAGUGCAGAAAUAUAUAGAGUUUCUUGAUAUGUUGAAGAUUCGAAAUUCCAAGAUCGCAAGCAAUGGUAACGAGUGUAAUGUACGAGCCCCACUGCAACGCUUGAAUAAGAUCUCGUUCGAGUAAAAUUCGAGGCCAAUCUUGGUUACAACUCCAUGGAGAAACAUUGAUUCACAGAAGCUAUUAUGGAAGUAAAAAUUUGCCAAGGGAAGAGCUAUAAAGAACAUGAACUCUGAAAAGUCUUGGUUGAGAUGGCACAUCCUUUGUUCUCUUUCGGUAUUUAGAUACAUAUGUUCUUUUUUGUCAGUUCCUUUAUUUGGGUUGCAAUUUGUAUAUCUUUUUUGUAUAUAAGAUACUAGGUUAUUGCCCCGUGUAAUACACGGGCUGAAUCACAAUCACAAUAUGAAAUAAGAAAAAAACAUGUUCAUAAUA